Nanorana parkeri is the source of this 3158-nucleotide messenger RNA. Its product is annotated as protein FAM179B-like. Gene Ontology annotation, biological process: microtubule cytoskeleton organization. Gene Ontology annotation, molecular function: microtubule binding. The record is from RefSeq and is a predicted model, not a curated record. Bases 1 to 2946 code for a protein of 981 amino acids. The transcript is spliced from 15 exons. Gene Ontology annotation, cellular component: cilium; cytoplasmic microtubule. Lineage: Eukaryota; Metazoa; Chordata; Amphibia; Anura; Dicroglossidae.
AUGGAGGUCCAUGUUACCCGUGUGGCGCCCUUUGCCAGUAAUGGAGAUAUUGCUCCGUUACAGACUGGUUCUGCAAGGAGAAGGUCAUAUACACAAGAGAGCUCCUACAGUGAUAUAUCAAGUGAGUCGUCUACACGACGGACCAGUUCUCAAGUUAGGCCGCGUUCACAUGGUCACAAAAACUUGUCGGUUAAAACGGGACACACUCAAGAUCAUCCAUACAUUCCUCUGAGUGACAGCAAUCUCAGGUGGGGUGUCAUUCCUCAAGAGCUGCAGUCGAGACUCCUUGACUUGAAAGACUACAAGUCUAGGACCCAUGCCAUCGAGGAACUCAAAUAUCUCAUCCAAGACUUUAAUUUUAGUUCUGUCUCCCAUUCCGAUGUGGUUGGCUUUAUUAGCUUCUUGUGCACGCUGCUUGACGACAGCAACUUUACCGUCGUCUUAGUCACAUUGGAUGUUUUGAACUGCUUUGUCUUAAAUCUUGGCCAAGGUGUCAAAGAAUUUCUCAAACCAGUUAUAGCCUCAACGGUCAAACUCCUUGGAGAUGGCAAGAUCACCGUUAAACAGGAGUACAUGAAAAUAUACAUGAGACUGAUGAAAGUGGUUGGACCAUACAAAGUAUUAACUGUCUUGCUUGAAAAUCUGAAGCACAAGAACUCUAGAAUAAGGGAAGAAGUAGUAAAUAUUUGUAUUGUAUCCCUACUAACCUAUCCCAGUGAAGAUUUCAAUUUGCCAUUUUUAGCUUGUGAAAUUGCUCCGUGUUUGAUAGAUAGUAAGAGGCGAGUCCGCCAUGCAGCUUUGGAGGCCUUUGCUGUAUUGGCUGCGUCUAUGGGUCCAGGAAAAAUUAGUCUGCUCAAAGCGGUUGAUGAAGUUGAGCUUCAAGAAAAUGGUGAAGGACUAAUGAACGCUGUGCAAGCCAGGCUGGCACGGAAGACUCUUCCAAGGAUUUCCCCACAAGGUUUGGUAGAGUACGCUCUUCCAUUCCCAUCCUCAGCUCAAAUCCGAGGAACUUAUCAUUUGCCCGGAGCUGACACCGACUGGCUCUUGACGGGAAACCAAGUUCAAAGUGGACAUUAUCAAAGCGGUGAUCACAGCAGUAGAGGGAUUGUCCCUCACAUUGAUCCCUUAGCUCGUAGAAUGUUGAGUGCUGGCAAAGGAAAAAAUAAGUUCCCAUGGGAAAAUCAGUGCCCUGGAGUCACAGAUGUAUUUACAGGAACUCACACUACGGAUCAGUUUGAUUGCCUGCACCAGAAUGGACGGUACCGCAAGGCCGUGCAUUCCAGUGCAGUGCAACUUGGGUUGCGGCUUAAGGACCAAGGACAAAUAUCUGAUGUUACUUCUGUUCCAAAGCCAAAGUUACGACCGGCGAGAGUUCCCUCUGCUUCUCGGAAUAAGGAUACUGGGAAAAAGGCGGACAGCCUACAGCAAGGAAACCUUGCCAGUGAAAAGCCAGUGAGAGUGAUUGGUCAACGGAUGAAUUAUAGGAAUGGGCCUGCAGAUGCUGAAGAAGAUACUUCUAAGGAGAUUACUCCAGUGCCGACGAGACAUCCGCAAAAGCCAUCAAGACCCAUUAAAGGAAUUACCGGGUCAGUAACAAACUUCCAGCAGAUUAAUGACAAUGAUGCAACAGGCCUUUUGUCUGAGGAUUCUGUAGCUGUGAUUGGAAAAGGUGUGUUUGAAAUUCCUCCCGUUGCCUGUCAGUCACGCAGUCAGGCUUCCUUCUCCACCACAGAAGACUUGAGUGCAUUGAAGCACAGCAUAGAACCUCCUAUCGGUGUCUAUGGCAGAGCUGUUCAACAGAACAACGCACCAGUGGAAAGUGAUGUUAAAGUCACAAUGUCCAAAUCCGCCCGGGACAAGAUGAGACAGAAACGAGAGAAUAGCCUGAAGGAAUUGGUAGACUCCAAAGAUCCAGAGAGAAGAGAGAGACUUUCCCAAACAGACCCAGGUCUAGCACGUAGAGACUCUUGGACACCAGGAUCAGAGUGUCUGGAAAAUGUAGACAUCAGUCCACCAUCUUUAAAAAGAACUUCAAGCGUAAAGAAAUCCUCAGGUAUAGAUGGCGAUCCAUAUAGAGACCGAUCUUCCAUCAGCCGUAGUUCUGAUGACAUGGAUGCUGGUGUGCCCAGAGAACUGCCCAGGCCAAACCUUUCAAUCAUUGAAGUGUUUAAACUUCUGUCUGAUGUUGACUGGGAGAAGAAGAUUGAGGGCUUGAAUCUGGUACGAUCGCUGUGCAUCUUCCAUUCAGAUGUCAUUGCUGAGAGGCUCCAUGACCUGAAGAUUGCAAUAACAAAAGAGGUGAAGAACUUGCGUUCCGGCGUCUCCCGGGCAGCCAUCGUGUGUUUAGUAGAUAUGUUUACACACCUUAAGAAGAACAUGGACCAUGAACUGGACAACUGUGUCCGUGUUCUUCUCCACAAAGCUGGAGAGUCAAUCACCUUCAUCCGAGAUGAUGUGGAUAGGGCACUUGAGGCUAUGGUACAGAAUGUGACGCCGCUGCGUGCUCUAGCCGCGCUCUUAAAUGGAGGGCUCAGCCAUUUGAACACUGCAGUGAGGAAGUGCACAGCCCAGCACAUGUGUGGCUUAGUGGAGAGAAUGGGGCCUGGACGGGUUCUGUCUGGUAUAAAGGACAUCACAGACAGAGCGGUGCCCGCUAUAGCCAAGUUUGCUCAGGAUAGCUCUCAGGAAACCAGAUUCUAUGGCCGAAAGAUGCUUCACUAUCUGAUGUCUCAUCCCGACUUAGACAAAAUGCUGGAGAAACAUGUACAGAGCAAGGAUUUGCCUUCUAUAAGGGACUUGAUUAAACAAAUACAGAUCAAGGGAGUAGGAGAGAUCCAGGAUGCACCAUCUGCCCGUGGAAGAAGAUCUUAUCAUGGCAGUGUUGGCAGCCUGAGAGCUUCUUCGGUUUCUCAGAAUGCUCACAAUACACUGGAGAGCACAACAUAGAGAGAUAUGAAAUCGGUGAAUAACUGACUCGCGAACAAAAUAUUUUGCCAUAAUCAAGGGAGAUAGAGACAGAGAAAGCAUUAGAAGAUCCAUCCAUGGCUGCCCCUGAACAACUUCAAGCAAUUAACACUAAGAAAGAGACACUAUGAAUACAAACACGUCUUUUGUAAAGUAUAACCGGUGAAGUAUUAAAAGUAAAAUAACUGUAUAGU